AAUGUUUACAUCCGGUACUUCGCGUAGUAGUGCAUCGUUCCCGCCACGGAUUCCAGGAUUAGUGUAAGUAUCAACAAAGAAGAUGCCUGCAGCAAAGCGGCAGAAGAAGAAGGCCGAGCCUGUGGCAGCUCCUGUGGAACCUUCGUCAGAGAUAUCUGUCCCAGAAAGUCACAAUGACCGAGAAAGCGACAGUGACUUUGAAGAACCAGCCCAUGUGAUCGUCGCAGCUGCCAAAAGGAAACGCCAGAGGAAAGCACCUGAAGGGGGUGGUCGUCAAAGGAAAGCUGGCGGUGGAGGAGGUGGCCGGGGGAGAAAGAAGAGUGGGGAGGAGGAGGAUGCAGGUACUGGCAGUAUGUUUGACGUGGUUAGGGGAGGACGAUCUUCACUACAGUCUUCCGUGGAUGACUGGAUUGAAAAAUACAAGAAUGACAGAGAUGCUGCACUGCUAGAGCUGAUCCAGUUCUUUGUGCAGUCCUCCGGCUGUAAAGGCAAGAUCAGCCCUUACAUGUACGCCAACCAAGAACACUCCGAAAUCAUCAGGAAAAUGACAGAGGAGUUUGAUGAGGACAGUGGUGACUACCCACUGAUAAUGAGUGGGCCGCAGUGGAAGAAGUUCCGCUCCAACUUCUGUGAGUACGUACAGGUGUUGGUACGGCAGUGUCAGUACAGUAUCAUCUACGACCAGUACAUGAUGGACAACAUCAUUUCCCUCCUCACCGGGCUCACCGACUCGCAAGUCCGUGCCUUCAGACACACAUCAACAUUAGCUGCCAUGAAGUUGAUGACAGCUCUGGUAGAUGUGGCACUUAACUUAAGUAUCAACUUAGAUAACACCCAGCGACAGUACGAGGCUGAGCGACAGAAGCAACAGACCAAACGCGCCAACGACAGGUUGGACAUGCUGUUACAGAGACGACAGGAGUUGGAAGAAAAUCAGGCAGAAAUCAGAAACAUGUUGACAUAUAUAUUCAAGGGAGUUUUUGUGCAUAGAUACAGAGAUGCUCAGCCAGAGAUCCGGUCGAUAUGUAUAGCAGAAAUAGGGGUGUGGAUGAAGAGAUACCCCAACAUGUUUUUAGACGAUGGUUACCUGAAAUACGUUGGCUGGACAUUGUAUGACAAGGUGGGUGAGGUCCGUCUUCACUGUCUGCGUGCCCUCCAGCCACUUUAUAACACAGAGGAUUUGGCUCACAAAUUGGAGCUCUUCACCAACAGGUUCAAGGACCGGAUUGUGGAGAUGACACUAGACAAGGAGUACGAGGUGGCUGUACAGGGAAUCAAACUGGUCAUCAGCAUCCUUAAAUUUAAUGACACGAUCCUGGGGGACAAGGACUGUGAAAAUGUGUACGAAUUGGUUUACUCCUCACAGCGCCAGGUGGCGCAGGCUGCGGGCGAAUUCUUAAAUGCCAAACUUUUCCGCAAAGACGAGGAGCUGACAAGAACUCUUAAAAUACAUAAAGGAAAGAAGCAGAGUCUAAAUGCACCACUCAUCAGAGAUCUGGUGCAGUUUUUCAUUGAGAGUGAGUUACAUGAACAUGGAGCGUACCUGGUCGACAGUCUAUGGGAUAUCAACGACAUGAUGAGAGACUGGGAAUGUAUGACAGACCUGCUACUGGAGGAACCCCCUAAGGGCGAGGAACCCCUGGACGACAGACAGGAAACAAGUCUAAUUGAAAUUAUGGUAUGCUGCGUAAAACAAGCAGCCACCGGAGAAUCGCCCGUCGGAAGAGGUCCGAACAGAAAGUUAACAGCCAAGGAGAGUAAACAAGUUAUGGAGGACAAAACACGUCUGACUGAACACUUCAUUGCAACACUACCACAGCUUCUCCUGAAGUAUCUGAUGGAUCCAGAAAAAGUGGCCAAUCUGUUAACGAUCCCACAGUACUUCAACCUGGAGAUCUACACAGCCAGUCGACAAGAGAAGAAUCUGGAGCUGACAUUACGUUACCUACACGAGGUUGUGGAAAAACACACAGACACAGAGGUACUGGAGGCCAGUUCCAAGUGUUACGAAUGCCUGUGCAAUGAGGACUACGCUAUCGCAGGAAAGUGUGAUGUGGCCAGAAAAACCCUCAUUGACUCCCUGGUGGCCAAGUUCAAAGAAGCCAUGCAAGACUUCUUUGCUGAGGGUGAGGAGCCGGACGAGGAUGAAAUGUUUGCACUGGUAGCUUGUCUAAAACGAAUCUAUGCCUUUUAUAGUUGUCACAAUUUAACGAGUUGGAAUCUCUGGGACGAUCUGUUUCACAUCAUCAAAGCUGGAAAUGACAACCAGUUAGCCAUUCCCGAGGAGAUAAUCAGUAAAGCGAUUUCCUCGUGCAGUAUGGCCAUCCUGUGGUAUCUCCAGGCUCUCGAUACCAGUAACCCAGACAAAAACCGUAUGAGGAUGCUGAGGAAGAGACUGGAGGAACUGAUGAGGCAUUGUCAUGAGCUUAUGUUUCACCAGCAGGACAAAGUUACAGAGGAGAGCUACAUCACGAUCUGUGACCUGCUGAUCGUGUUCAGUAAACACUUGGGGGACAAUGGUGUGAUGAAGCCACUUGUGUUUGAACCAGACAAGACACUACAGACACAACUCAGCAACUUCCUCACAGAGAAAGUCUUCGUCGAGGAUGAGGACGAUGAUGUGGAUGAGAAUGUGAAGAUUGAGGAGCUGCACAAGCGACGUAACUUCCUGGCCUGUUUCUGUAAGCUGGUUGUGUACAACAUUGUCAGUAUCCGAGUCGCCGCGGACAUGUUCAAGCACUACAUGAAGUUCUACAAUGAUUAUGGAGACAUCAUCAAGGCAACACUAGCUAAGGCCAGAGAAAUCAACAAGGUGACAACAGCUAAGACCCUCGCUCUUAGUCUCACACAGUUAUUCCGUGAGCUGCACUCGGAACAAGGCAUGAUCGACAGAUCUUCGGAAGCCUUCCAGUCACUGAAGGAGUUGGCCAGAAGAUUUGCACUGUCGUUUGGUCUUGACCAGAUCAAGAACAGAGAGGCUGUAGCUGCCAUGCACAAGGAGGGUAUCCUGUACGGUCUCGCAAUGGAAGAAGGACACGAAGGACCCCCUACCAACAUUGCUUUCCUGGAGGUGUUGUGUGAGUUCACCAACAAACUCAUGAAACAAGACAAGAAAGUGGUGCUGAAUUACCUAGACAAGCACCUACCGGCCACAGGGAUUCCCCAGUCCAACCGCAAUGAUGAGUGGCAAUCUCUGAUCACGUAUCGUAACAGUCUGGUACAGGGAGAGCACGAAAUCCACCCCAUCACGCUGAAACAGGCCUCACAGAGGCGGUAUGGCAAACGCAAAGCAGAUGUCUCCGACCAUGACUCCAGCACUGGAGACUGGGGAGAACCCCCCACUCCUGCACCCAGUAUGGCGCCUCAACUAACCUCUACUGCCAUCAAACGUCGCCGUGCUGACGAGGAGAGUAUCGGGGCACCCUCGGAACCAGGAUCGGAACAGGACUUUCAGGAUUCCGGUAACGUUGGUAUGAGUCAAAUGUCCCAAGUGUCCUGGAUGAAUGCCCAGAAACAGCAACAAGAUUUACAGCGACAGAUGGAACCAAAUUACAGCAGGAUGAGACCGCCUUCUAACCUGCCCCCUGGUACUCCUCAGAUUGACACCGACCAGAGCAGUGAGGAGGCCAGUAUCCACGAUUUUGAGAGUCCCCAAAUGAUGGCCUCCACUCCUGCACAUCCCUCCCAUCAGUACCCUGGGGCUGCACACCAUCGCCAGUACCAGGCCCAGGUCCAUCCCUCCCCACAGGGUUACUAUGAUGAUGGAUCACAGCAUAUCGAAGACCCUUCACAGCAACAGGCUCCAGCUAUUCCUCAACAAAUGGCUCAGUCGGACAUGAGCCACCCUGGAUUUUGAAUGACAGGCAACAUUUUGCGGGCAGCUUUGGCCAUAACUGGAAAAAAGGCAGGGUUCAGUGGGACACCAUCAUAUCACAUGUGAGACGCGAUGUAAAGUUACAGUCUACACAAAACCAGAGAAUAACGCUGUGCGGAAAACCAUCUGUUUUGAACAACUUGGAAAUAGACUUCCACAGAAAUAACCAUUUUCAGUGAUGUUCAAGUUGUAACUCUCAAUGUCAAAACCUGUGUCUUGUUCGUCUGAAAAAUUCAAGAUCACGAUGGGGGAAAAAAAGUGCUAAACCAAUUAUAACAACUCCUCAGUAAACGACCAAAUAUUCUCAAAUAUGUGGAACAAAGUCCUGAUUGUGUUGUAUUUUAAGGAUAGUGAUCUAUUACAGAUCACCAUGAGGGAAUUGCAUCCUUUAACCCAGGAUGUACCUCAAGUAUAAUUUGUGGGGGUUUUAUGCCUAAAAAAAUUUGAAAACCUGCGAAAUAUAACUUGGUUUAAUAACUGUUAAACUUUGUCCGUGUCUUGUCCUACAGUUGUGUAAAAGUGUUGUUUAUUGUUCUAUAUGUCUGUACUACUUGAUUCAAAGUUUGUAACAGAAUUCAAUUAAAUCUAGUCAUUAUUAUUGUGCAAUUUUACUUACAUUUUAUCAUCAUGGUACUUGGUAAUUUUAUUGUUGAAUGAAAUAAAAUAAUGUAGUGUUGUAUGUAGAUUUUAUAUAUUUGACAUGGGUCUCCUAGAAUUGUAAUGAAAUUAAUUCAUAUGCAUCUAACACAGGAUGACAAAUAAAAAGAAAUUAAAGAAAAGAAAAAGACCCUGAAAGUUUAAACUUCAUGCAAAAUUUCAAUAUUUUUAUCUCGUUUUUCUCAUUUUAAUAAUGUGUCAAAUUGUUUCAUUGUAAUUUCUGUCAAUUAAGGGGAUGCAAUUUAUUAUCUUUGAAUUCUAUUUUAUUUAUAGUUUAUCAAAUUUCUUGAUUUUAUUGAAAAUAUUAGUAUGUUGCAUAAAUCCCUUUCUUUAAAUGUGUGUAUGAAUGUUAGAUGCACUAGUGAUUCAUGACUGAAUAUUUUCCUAAUAUGUUUGAAUAAAAAUGUUGUAAU
Molecule: messenger RNA, 4944 nt
Organism: Mizuhopecten yessoensis (Yesso scallop)
Lineage: Eukaryota; Metazoa; Mollusca; Bivalvia; Pectinida; Pectinidae
Product: cohesin subunit SA-1-like
Exons: 34
Coding region: 83-3856 (1257 amino acids)
Biological process (GO): sister chromatid cohesion
Cellular component (GO): chromatin; nucleus; cohesin complex
Molecular function (GO): chromatin binding
Source: RefSeq, a predicted model, not a curated record